Messenger RNA from Cornus florida, 3558 nucleotides. RefSeq names its product B3 domain-containing protein Os07g0563300-like. NCBI's taxonomy places the organism in Eukaryota, Viridiplantae, Streptophyta, Magnoliopsida, Cornales, Cornaceae. The record is from RefSeq and is a predicted model, not a curated record. The transcript has 13 exons. Gene Ontology annotation, molecular function: DNA binding; zinc ion binding. Bases 448 to 3156 code for a protein of 902 amino acids.
GAAACGACGACGCUAAAAAACUACUCAACAAUAUAAGGCACGACUCGACGUGUUUUCAAAGCCUUAUAUAGGAGUGUGUAUAUAUAUAUAGAUAAUAGAUACAUAAGCCAAUUUGUAUAUCUAUAUGUACUUGCCUUUUUCUCUCUCACUUCUGCGUUAUUAUUCUUUUCUCUCUCUUAAUUCUUAAAACCCUCCGCGAGCCGUCUGCCUUUUGCAGAUCGGGGCACUGGUUGCCUACGCCAUUCCUACGCUUUCUCGGUCUAGUUUCUCUCUCUAGGUUCUACGCAUGAGUACGCUGUCGUAUUGGUCGGCGAAGUUUUGGUUCAAUUGGAACUGUAGACAAGAGAGGCAAAAAAAUCUUUAUUUAUCAUACUCGCUUUUUUCUCUCUCUAGUCUUACUCUCUCUCGCUAGAUAAAUUUUUGGUUUAUAUGUUUCGGUGAGUUUCGAUGUCGUCUUCGUUGACGAAAUUCUGCUUCAACUCCAACUGUAAGGAUGUAUUGGAACGAUCGAGAAAAGGUUGGCGUCGUCGGACCGGCGAGUUCGCUGACCUCUGUGAUCGAUGCGCUUCUGCUUAUGAGGAGGGAAAAUUCUGCGAGACUUUCCACAUGAAUGCUUCUGGUUGGAGGUGCUGUGAGUCUUGUGGGAAGCAAAUACAUUGUGGAUGUAUUGUUUCAUUCCAUACAUUUGUACUGUUGGAUGCUGGAGGAAUUGAGUGUAUAAACUGUGCAAGAAAAAGUUUCAUUUUGACACCAAAUCCUGCAUGGCCACCACCUUCUCUCUUCCUUCCUGCAGUACCUGAAAGAAUUAAAGACCUCUCUAACAAAAAUUGGAGUCAGAUAGCAGCAUCAGGUCCUGUACCAUGGCGACAAGCACCCAGUUUGUUCAGUACUUCUUCCACUCCGUCAGAGUUGCAUAUAAGGAUGCCCUUUGAAGUUGAUAUACCAAUUGGCACUGAUAGACUUAUUGCCGCUGAACGAUUAUCUACCAUUUCUUCAGAAAGGAGGAAAAUAGAGGAUUUGUCUGAAAGGCCAAUGAAUGGAAGCCUGAAGCUUGGUGCAUCAACAGUACUUCAGAAUGGGAAUUCAGGAUCGAACCGUGAGGAGCAACCUAAUGCAAGUGCGAAUAUUCCUCAGCAGUCGUCCUUCCCAAAAAAUGACACAUCUACUCCUCACUUCGGUUUGGCUUUAAGUUCAGCCUCACCAAAUGACUCAAAUGAUCUUGCCCAAGUUUCUGGAACUCAUGCACAGCAACUGACCCAUCCACCUCGAAUGUUAAAGCAAUGGUCUAAUGGAAUCGAGUCAUCUAUUGAAACUCAGGCACGCACUGGAAGGCCUCGAGGAGAUGCCCGGGGACGAAGCAAUUUACUUCCUCGGUACUGGCCCAGAAUAACUGAUCAAGAGUUGCAGCAAAUCUCUGAAGAUUCGAAUUCUGUAAUUACUCCUUUGUUUGAGAAGAUGUUAAGUGCGAGUGAUGCUGGACGGAUAGGGCGUCUAGUGCUGCCAAAAAAAUGUGCAGAGGCCUACUUUCCACCAAUUUCUCAGCCAGAAGGAUUGCCUCUCAAAGUACAAGAUUUGAAGGGGAAGGAAUGGAUAUUUCAAUUCCGAUUCUGGCCCAAUAAUAAUAGCAGAAUGUAUGUUUUAGAGGGGGUCACCCCUUGUAUACAGUCAAUGCAGUUACAAGCUGGUGACAUAGUAACAUUCAGUCGGUUAGAGCCAGAAGGAAAGUUGGUCAUGGGGUUCAGAAAGGCUUCAACUGCUCCAUCAUCCGAUCAGUGCAAUGAAACCAUAGAUACCGGUGAUGGAGUUUCUACACAUGGAGAUGUUAAUAUCAGGAAAACUAAACCCAGUGAAACCAUUUCAACUCAUCGUCAUUUAAAAGGUAAUUCGGUAUCACCUAGCUUUUCAUCAGUCAACCAGGCUAACUCGACAGAUCCAGCAAGUACAUGGUCCAAAGUUGAUAAAUCUGGAUACAUUGCGAAGGAAGCAAUCAGUGCUAAAUCUUCUUUCCGUAUUAAGAGAAAGAGCAGCACCUUAGGUUCCAAGAGCAAACGGCUUAGAAUUGAAAAUGAGGACCUGAUAGAGCUGAAGGUAACACUGGAACAAGCUCAAGGACUGCUUCGCCCACCCCCUAACCAUGUCCCCACUGUUGUGGUAAUUGAAGGAUUUGAGUUGGAGGAAUAUGAGCAGGAUGCACCAAUCAUUGGAAGGCCUAUGAUUUUUGCAACAGAUCCUGUGGGUGAAAAGACCCAGUGGGCUCAAUGUGAAAACUGUCUUAAGUGGCGCAAGGUUCCUGCUGAUACUCUUCUUCCCUCAAGAUGGACGUGCUCUCAAAACUCAUGGGAUCCAGAAAGAUCUUUGUGUUCAGCGACUCAAGAAUUAACAGCAGAAGAGCUUGAAGAUCUGCUACACUCAAGUAAUCGAGUUGCUUCCAAGAAAAUGAAAGCUGCCAAACAGGAUCCAGAUUUGGUUGAAGCUUUGGAGGGGCUCGAUACCCUUGCCAACCUAGCUAUUCAGGAAGAGGGUGAGUCCCUCCCAUCAUCAUCCCAGGCCACAACAAAGCAUCCCCGCCACAGACCCGGCUGUUCAUGCAUUGUAUGCAUUCAGCCCCCAAGUGGGAAGGGGCCUAAACACAAGCAAACAUGCACAUGUAAUGUCUGCUUAACUGUAAAGCGCCGUUUUCGUACACUUAUGUUGCGGCGUGAGAAGAAACAAUCAGAGAAAGAAGCUGAAACUGCACGCCAAAAGCAUCAGCGGCGGCAGCAACUACAGGUGCCUGAUCAAUUGCCUGAUGAUGAUGUCCAGAUCAGUAAUACAGGAAAUGGUAGUCCGAACGAGAAAAUGAUGGUCGAUGAGGAUCCUGAGGAUGAACUAAGCCAGAGAAAAUCCUCCCUUUCACCUUUCAAAGGCCAAAUUGACCUGAAUAUCCAGCCAGAGCGGGAGGAAGAGCUGUCACCAGGUUCAGAUUCUGGCGGCGUGAUGAGGUUGCUCCAGAGAUUGUCAAGCUCAGCAGGUGAUCCGAUUCAGCAGGUUGGAGUUGGAGGUGGAAACUUUAGCAACAGUGUUGCCAUUGGUAGCAAUCAGGAGAAUGCUGAAGCAGAACAUCCGGUAACUUUGUCUAUGAACCCACCAGCGUCCAUGUCAGCUACUGAUAGAUGAAAAGGUACUGUUUUCCCCCAUGCAAUAGUGAAAUCAUCAGAGCGGAUUUUUUUUUUUUCCGUCUUUCCCCCCUUAAAGGAUAGGAUAGCUCUUGUUGUACAUUCAUCGUCAUUGGCAUCCUGCUUCUUCAGGUCUGUACAUAAAGAAGAUAGGUAGGAAGUGAACCAUAUGGUCGAGAAAUCGAUAAUUUUGCUGAUUAAUAUGCUAUGUUUAUCGUCUUUUAUAAAGUAAUUUAAGUGACACCAAAGUUGGAGGGAAAAGCAUCUGGAGCGGCUAGUGGGUUGUAGCUAGUUACGUUCCCUUUCCAAAGCUCACAUUGCGUGUUUCUCUUUUUCUUUCUUAUUCCUUUUCUUCUUCUCUUUCUAGUGAAAUGAAAAUUGCUUUGGGCAAUCUUUCAACUCA